Molecule: messenger RNA, 5275 nt
Organism: Tachyglossus aculeatus (Australian echidna)
Lineage: Eukaryota; Metazoa; Chordata; Mammalia; Monotremata; Tachyglossidae
Gene: EMSY
Product: EMSY transcriptional repressor, BRCA2 interacting
Biological process (GO): regulation of DNA-templated transcription
Cellular component (GO): nucleoplasm
Source: RefSeq, a predicted model, not a curated record
GGGCCCGCGGAGGAGCCUUUCCAUGUGCCCCGGGAGGGCGGACAGAGAGGACGAGCUCCGUGGGGCCCCGCGCCAGGACGAAGGAUGCCCGUGGUGUGGCCCACUCUCCUGGACUUCAGCAGGGAUGAGUGCAAGCGGAUCCUCCGCAAACUGGAACUGGAGGCCUACGCUGGUGUUAUCAGUGCCCUGCGGGCCCAGGGCGACCUCACCAAGGAGAAGAAGGACCUGUUGGGAGAGCUGUCGAAGGUGCUGAGCAUCUCCACGGAGCGCCACCGGGCUGAGGUGCGGCGAGCAGUCAACGAUGAACGGUUAACUACAAUUGCACAUAACAUGUCGGGGCCCGACAGCUCUUCCGAGUGGUCCGUGGAAGGCCGCCGCCUGGUGCCCCUGAUGCCCCGCCUUGUCCCCCAGACCGCCUUCACCGUGACGGCGAAUGCCGUGGCCAACGCGGCCAUCCAGCACAACGCGGCUCUCCCCGUGCCCGCUGAAACCGGAAACAAAGACGUAGUGGUUUGCUACUCCUACACCAGCACCACAUCCACCCCGACCUCCACCCCCGUUCCCAGCGGCAGCGUCGCCACGGUGAAGUCGCCGCGACCUGCCAGCCCCGCCUCCAACGUUGUGGUCCUACCCAGCGGCAGCACCGUCUACGUCAAAAGCGUGAGCUGCUCGGACGAAGACGAGAAGCCCAGGAAGCGCAGGCGGACCAACUCCUCCAGCUCCUCUCCCGUGGUGCUCAAGGACGUCCCCAAGGCCGUCGUCCCCGUCUGCAAGACCAUCGCGGUGCCCGUGAGCGGCAGCCCCAAGAUGAGCAACAUCAUGCAGAGCAUCGCCAACUCCCUGCCGCCUCACAUGUCUCCCGUGAAGAUCACCUUCACCAAGCCCUCCACCCAGACCACCAACACCACCACCCAGAAGGUGAUCAUAGUGACCACAUCUCCGAGCUCAACCUUCGUCCCCAACAUUCUCUCCAAGUCCCACAACUACGCAGCCGUCACCAAACUGGUCCCCACGUCCGUCAUCGCCUCCACCACCCAGAAGCAACCGGUGGUGAUAACCGCUUCCCAGUCCAGCUUGGUCAGUGGUGGCAACAGCUCGGCCCCGUCCCCCGUCCCCAGCACCAUCGCCGUCACGGCCGUGGUGUCGUCCACCCCGUCGGUCGUCAUGUCAACGGUAGCACAAGGGGUUUCCACCUCGGCAAUUAAAGUGGCAUCGACCAGGCUUCCUUCUCCCAAGAGCUUGGUGGGGCCUCCAACCCAGAUCCUAGCGCAGUUCCCCAAGCAGCAGCAGCAACAGCAGCAGCAGCAGCAGUCACAGUCGUCCCCCAAGCAGCAGCUGCAGCAGGUGCAGCCCCAGCAGCAGCAGCAGCAGCAGCAGCAGCAGCUGGGCCAGCCUUCUCCAUUGUCUCAGCAGCCGCAGCAGUCACAGCCGUCUCAGUUACCUCCGGCCACCAAGCCCACCAUCCAGAUCAAACAGGAGUCAGGGGUUAAGAUCAUCACCCAGCAGGUCCAGCCCAGUAAAAUCCUGCCCAAACCGGUCACCGCCACCUUGCCCAGCAGCAGCAAUUCCCCCAUCAUGGUGGUGAGCAGCAACGGCGCCAUCAUGACCACCAAGCUGGUGACCACCCCCACUGGUACCCAGGCGACCUAUACGCGGCCCUCAGUCAGCCCCGCGCUCAGCGCCCGGAUGACCGCCACCCCCGGAGCUGCCACCUAUGUGAAGACCACCAGCGGAAGCAUCAUCACCGUGGUGCCCAAGUCCCUGGCCACCCUGGGAGGCAAGAUCAUCAGCAGCAAUAUUGUUUCUGGGACCACGACCAAAAUCACCACAAUCCCAAUGACGUCCAAGCCCAACGUGAUCGUUGUGCAGAAGACGACGGGGAAAGGAGCCACCAUUCAAGGUCUGCCGGGCAAAAAUGUGGUCACGACGCUCUUAAACGCGGGGGGGGAGAAGACCAUCCAAGCAGUGCCGGCCGGGGCCAAACCGGCCAUCAUCACUGCCACCAGGCCCAUCACCAAGAUGAUCGUCACCCAGCCGAAAGGCAUCGGCUCCGCCGUCCAGCCGGCCACCAAAAUCAUCCCCACCAAGAUCGUCUAUGGCCAGCAGGGAAAGACCCAGGUCCUGAUCAAGCCCAAGCCGGUGACGUUCCAGGCCACGGUGGUCAGCGAGCAGACGCGGCAGCUGGUGACGGAAACACUGCAGCAGGCGUCCCGGGCAGCCGAAGCCGGGAUCUCGUCCAUCCAGGAACUGAAGGAAGAGCCUCAGAGCUACACGGAGAGCAGCUCCUCCUCCACCGAAUCCUCCCAGAGCUCCCAAGAUUCCCAGCCGGUGGUUCACGUCAUUGCUUCCCGGCGCCAGGACUGGGCCGAGCAUGAGAUCGCCAUGGAGGCGAGCCCGACGAUCAUUUAUCAGGACGUGUCCAGCGAGCCCCAGUCGGCCACCUCGACCAUCAAAGCUCUGCUGGAGCUCCAACAGACGACAGUAAAAGAAAAGUUGGAAUCGAAGCCAAGGCAGCCCACCAUUGACUUAAGCCAAAUGGCCGUUCCCAUUCAGAUGGCCCAAGACAAGCGGCGUUCUCCCGAGAACCCUUCGAUUGCCGUGGUGGAGUCAGAGCUGGUGGCUGAGUACAUCACCACCGUCAGCCAUCGGUCCCAGCCCCAGCAGCAGUCAUCCCAGACCCAGCGGACCCUGCUCCAGCACGUGGCUCAGUCACAGACAGCCACGCAGACCUCGGUGGUGGUCAAGUCCAUCCCGGCGUCUUCCACCGGUGCCAUCACCCACAUCAUGCAGCAGGCGUUGAGCAGCCACACGGCGUUCUCCAAGCACAGCGAGGAGCUGGGCACCGAGGAGGGCGAGGUGGAAGAGAUGGAUGCGCUGGACCCCCAGACCGGCCUGUUCUACAAGUCGGCUCUGACCCCGACCCCCGACCUGCCCAAGCUGGAGCAGCCUCAGCUGCAGGUGAAGACACUGCAGUGCUUCCAGGCGAAACAGAAGCAGACGCUCCACCUGCAGGCCCAGUCCCUCCCGCACAAACUCCCGCAGAUGCCCCAGCUGUCGAUCCGCCACCAGAAACUCAGCCCUCUCCCUCCGGAGCCGGCCCUCCCCAAGCCGGACGGGCCGCCCUCGCUGCCCCCGCCGCCCCACAUGUUGGCCAAGGAGAGGCCGCUCCCGCCUCUGCUGUCCCAGCCCCAGCAGACUGUGGUGCAGGUGCUUGCUGUGAAAACCACGCAGCAGCUGCCCAAGCUCCAGCAGGCCCCAACCCAACAGAAAGUCUACGUGCAGCCCCAGCCCCCAACGAGCCUCCCCCAGCUCUCUGCCGCUGCGGAGAAACAGCCGGCCAGCCAGGUGGAGCCGCCCCUCAGAGCCCAAGGAUCCUCCGUUACAAAGAUCACAUUUGAGGGGCCGCAGCCGCCCACCGUUACAAAGGUAGCAGGUGGCAGUUGCGGGCCCAAGCCGCCCGCUCCGGGCCCCGGCGUGUUCCUCGUGCAGGCGUCUGAGAAGACCGCGGUGUCGGACAUUUUGAAAAUGUCCAUGCUGGAGGCCCAGAUUGACCCAAACGUAGAGUCCCCGGUAGCGGAGGCCCCGCCCAAGGCCGGAGCGCCGGGUCCGCCUGCCGUCGACGCACAGUCCUCGUCCUCCAGCCGGGCGGCGGGGGGAGGAGGAGCGGCACCUCCCACUCCCCAACAGCAGCAAUGUAGCGAGACCUGUCCCAGCCCGCCGGCCCUGGGGCCCCCCCCACCCGCCGCCGCCGCCGCCCGGAAAGCGGACCCCCAGGGCCCGGCAGCCGCCAGCCAGUUCAUCCGCAUUCAGAGCCUCGGCCAGAACGCAGCUGACGAGAGCCCCGCCGAGAUCAUCAUCCAGACCAUCCCCCAGUACGCCAUCCCUUGCCAUUCCAGCUCCAACGUGCUGGUGGAGCCCAGCGGUUUUCUGGAGCUCAACAACUUCACCAGCCAGCAGCUGGACGAGGACGAAGCGGUGCUGGAGCAGGAUGUGGACAGCAGCGCGGAGGAGGGAAUGGAGGCCAGCCCCUUGCAGAACUCGGCCGAGAGGCCCUAGCGGGCCGGGCGCCAGGCGCUGGGCGCUGGAGUGCACUUUCAGACCGGCCGUCGGCCGGGGCCGGGGUCCGCCCGGGGCAGCCCCCGAGGGGUCCUUUGUAUUGAGCACUUUGCACGCUUAGACCCCCGCGGGCCCUGACACAGCAGGGUACUUCAAUAGGAUGCAGCUGCAGCAGCUGCAGCGGCAUUUUUUAGACUCGUGAAGUGGAAUGUACUUUUUUUUUUUUUAAUAAAAAAAGGAAAAGGGGGGCAAAAUUCCAAUCUCCCAACGGCCCGAGGCCCAGUGUCCUUUGUGGGUGGCUGCCUCGGGGCCGGAUCCAGCGGCCCACCUCUCUCCGCCGGAGUCCCCGGAACGAAAACUCCUCGGAAAGGAAGACCGAGAAUGGAAGUCUGUGGCUCCCAGUGGUGGGGCAGAGGCUGGCUCUUAGCUUGGAGCGGAGCACCAGGAAGAAUGGGACUCGGGGACUAGCGGGGCCCCGGGGAGGCGGGAGGAGAGAAUGCCGGGAACAGGUCACUCGGCAAGCGCUCACCGAGGGGCUUGGGUUGCACCUUCCGGCAUCCCGCCCCACGCGCUAACCUCAUCUCGGAAGCAUUCCCGGUGCCGCAAACCUCAGGGCGGUAUCUGUGGUUCCGUUCAUCGGAGGGCAGCUUUGGGCACGUGCCCGGGCCCCAGGCCAGCCCCUGGGGAAGCCCGCCCAGGGCGUGGCGGGGGCUGGGCCCAAAGGAAGCCCAGGAUCAAACUAGGCCAAGAGAAAACCACGCCUCUCCCUUUGGGUGUUGCCAGUUGCCUUCGGCCCAGGCCCAGGAACGGCCCUCUUCCCCUUCCUACCUGCCAGGAUGGACCGAAACUCCCCGCCGGGACCCGGUCAGUUUGGUGUAUUUGGGUUCCCGCGAUGGCGAUUCUCCUGGCGGGGAGCCCGCGGGCCGAGACGGUUUUACCAGGUUGACUAAGGGAGGACUGUACUCUUCUUUUUUAAAACAGUAUGUAUAUAAAAAACGAGUUUUUAACGGUUUUGUAUAGAUUUCACUGUAAGCAAGCGUUUUCGGCCGGCCGGUCUGCCACGCCGCCCCUACGUGAUCGGCAAAACCCGCCCGCCGUUUCGGUGCCGACCCCAUCCGCCGACUCCUCAUUUUUGUGCUGCCUUUUUUUAAACUGUGAUUUUACUGUUGGUAUUGUAGGAAUAAAUCCCGACUAGAGGAACUCCGACCAGACGGCCGCA